GCUCUGUAGUGCGCUGUGAGUGCCGAGUGAGAGUGAGGGGUCCGUACACCCGCGGUCAGCGUACCGGGCGGGCGGCCGCAGCCCACAGCUCACCGCUCUCUUCGCCUUCCCGUUUCCUUCCUCCUCGGCAAAACGGCGGAGUUAAAAGAGGAAACCAAAAAUCUAGGGUUUGUUCCGUUCCAUUUCCGGGGAGCCGCCCACCGCCCCCCGAACGCCCACCUCCGUGCCGGCCGCCCCCCUCGCUCUCUACCUCUUCCCGCUCCUCCUCCCCGACGAGAGGCGGCGGCGGCAGCUUGGGGGAGUCAGCUAGCGGCGGCGGCGGCGGCUGCCCCCCGGCAGCUCCGAGGCAAGUUAAAGCUGCUCCCUUUCGAUCGUAAUCAGCUCGGUAAGGACCGAGGUGGAAUGCCAAUCUAGCAACUCGUGCUCCAAAUCCGAACCGGCAACAGCCGGACCUCUCUGCCUGGUCAGUGUAUAAGUUGCAACGAACAGCGAUUUGUGGUGGGGUUUUUUAAUUUGGAAGGAAGGUCCAUGCCCCCAAGCUGGCCUGAACCAAGCUCCGCCAGUAUAAUCAAUAGGCUAGGCUCGGGGUAGGUGGUCAGGGGCCACCCAUCUUGUUUCCCUUUUGGACCAUGGAUUCACCGUGCGGAGUCGUAUGCUGUGGUAGCGUGUAUUUCUCGCUGUGGGUACUGUAGGCUCAAUGUUAAUUGUGUUCAGUUCUUGCGUCAAUCUGGCUCUGAUCCUUUACUAGUUUGGGAGAGCAUUAGAGCAUAUGAUUGCUCAACUGAUAGGUUGUCUGAAUUUGAUGGUAAACGAUCUAGUGAUCUUUGUGGGUGUCAGAACAUCGUGCUUGUGGGUCCUAUCUGGAUUUUUCUGUAUGCUAAGUAUUCGUUUGAUGUUAUUGAUAUUCUGCAAAAUUCAAUCCUGCACCCUGCAGUUUUUGUACUACCCAUGGUUGAUUUGUUCCUUUGUGGAAUUAAUAAAUCGAACCGUCUGUAUGUUUGGAAGGGGUUAAGACUUAGUAGUAGAGGCAUGAUUCUCUUGGUUUUGGUUUGCACUCAUCUCCAGUCAAAAUUUUAUCUAUAGAAACCAAGUGCAUUGGUUCACAAUUAAGUUAUUCAUUCAUUUCUUGGCAGCAAGCACCUAAAUCCACAAAUUAGUUCCUGGAGCCUUUGGAGGACUCAUGAAUAUGCAUAUCAACUGACUACUUUUCUUGAAAUUCACGACCCUGUAUUUGGAGCUUUAUUCAUCUAGUUCUUGUUUGUUGAAGUUGUACUUAACCAGCUCAUUAAAUUAUUUAUUGUGUGUACCCAUUUUCCUAAUGGGUAUGUGUAUGUCAAACUGAAUAGGUGGACUAAUCAUGUCUAGUAGCAUCCAAGCUACCUCAACUUUAGAUGUUAAUAUUGGUAUUAUGUCUCUACAUGUUUCAUCUUUUAGCAAGCAGGCUGUAACAAUCUGAUUUUGUCUGUGAAGGUCACAUUUUGAGAACUGAGGGUAUUCUUCGAUGGCAGAUGUCAGCCCUCGAACAGAAACAUCAACAGAUGAUACAGAUGACAACCAUGGGCUUGAGCCAGGCCCAGGCGCUCUUGUUGCGGCUUCCGACUCCAGUGACAGAUCCAAGGACAAACAUGAAGAUCAAAAGACACUGCGUCGUCUUGCUCAAAAUCGCGAAGCUGCAAGGAAGAGUCGAUUGAGGAAGAAGGCAUAUGUCCAACAGUUGGAGAAUAGCAGGCUGAAACUUACCCAACUAGAGCAAGAAUUGCAACGAGCUCGUCAGCAGGGCAUUUUUAUAUCUAGCUCAGUUGAUCAGUCACACUCCAUGAGUGGAAAUGGGGCAUUGGCCUUUGAUAUGGAGUACGCAAGGUGGUUGGAAGAGCAUAAUCGGCAAAUAAGUGAACUAAGGGCUGGUGUUACUGCUCAUGCAAGUGAUAGUGAUCUCCGCAGUGUUGUUGAUAAGAUCAUGUCACACUAUGAUGAGAUUUUCAGGCUCAAAGGAAAUGCAGCCAAGGCAGAUGUUUUUCAUGUAUUAUCAGGCAUGUGGAAGACACCGGCAGAGAGGUGUUUCCUGUGGCUAGGAGGUUUCCGACCAUCUGAGGUCCUAAAGCUGCUUUCGACACAGCUUGAACCUCUCACUGAGCAGCAGCUGUCAGGGAUAGGCAACCUCCAGCAGUCUUCACAACAGGCUGAGGAUGCUCUUUCACAAGGAAUGGAAGCCCUUCAGCAGUCAUUGGCAGAAACCUUGGCUGGGUCUCUUUCGUCUUCUGGAUCAACAGGAAAUGUGGCAAACUACAUGGGUCAAAUGGCCAUGGCCAUGGGAAAGCUUGGAACGCUUGAGAAUUUCCUUCGCCAGACCCUACAGCAGAUGCAAAGGAUCCUGACCACCAGGCAGGCAGCUCGAGCGCUUCUUGUGAUAAGUGAUUACUCUUCACGGCUCCGUGCCCUGAGCUCUCUCUGGCUUGCUCGGCCGAAGGAAUAGCAAGAGCAUGUGAUUUGACUGGAGUACUUUUCACAGUUCGGUGUUCGAUGGGGAUCUUAUCAGGAGGGUUUUGACAGGACUGCAACAGACUUGAUUCGGAAAUAUCUGCACAUACUAUAAUCCAAAUGGAUGGGGAUGUUCAUGUAGCUUAGCCAUAUAGUUAAGUGCAUUGGUUCAUGGUUCAUGAUGUAUUAUUAACAACUGCUGUAAAAAUUGCUCGCUUUUGGUCACCAUUUUACAUAUCUGUAUGCCCCUAAUUUGCAGAGGAUCAAUAGAAUGCAGGUUGAUGUUUGAUCGGUUGGUUUUUGUUGACUCCCUUAGUGGGAAGAAUAGCAAGAGCACAAUGCUCUGACAGUAAUAUCUAACAAGGUAUAUGGUUGUUUCACUGCA
Molecule: messenger RNA, 2863 nt
Organism: Setaria italica (foxtail millet)
Lineage: Eukaryota; Viridiplantae; Streptophyta; Magnoliopsida; Poales; Poaceae
Product: transcription factor TGA2.3
Exons: 8
Coding region: 1502-2473 (323 amino acids)
Biological process (GO): regulation of DNA-templated transcription; DNA-templated transcription
Molecular function (GO): DNA-binding transcription factor activity; sequence-specific DNA binding
Source: RefSeq, a predicted model, not a curated record